GUAAGCUGUCAAAAGCUUGUUGCUUAAAUCUGUGCAGUGCUACAGUAAAGUAAUGAGGAGACGAGGUCGAAAUAUCGGGCUGUAAUUCUGCGAACAGAGCGAGAAUUAAACGGGUUGUUGGACAGACAUCUCGGGGGCACUUGACAUGUUGUUUUCGUUACUUCAGCUGGGGCUGCCGUGUCGUGUGUCCUAGCUGGUGCGUGAUUGCUGUUUCCUCUGGGAAGCGGUUCAUCCGUGAUAAUGAGAUCACCAUCAAAAAGUGCCUUUGAGAAGAUAUCCCCGUCUUGGUCUGUCUACAUUUCCAGCCUAUGCUUUCUUUAAGGCCAGACUCAAGCACCAACACAGGAUACCUCAGCUGCAAGCCCUUUGCCACCUCUCUGCACAAAGUCAGCACCUAAAAAAUGCCAAAAUAGAGCCAUAAUAUAAGAGGACAGAGAAUAAUGACCUGAGAAUUUAUGACUAAAGUCUGAUAUUUAUAGGCACCCUCAUUUGUGGAUAAUACACUUCCUUUUGAUGGGUGAUUUCUCAGUGAUUGACCAGCCAUCUGAUCUGUCUGCUCCAGCUGAUGGCGCACUCACUAGGUUGUUGUGAAAGCGGACUUUGCACAUAGAGCCAACCCACAGCUUUUGGUCUAUGAAGCACACUGAGAUUGAUUGAAAAAUUAAGUUUAUGAUUAUAACCUUUGGACAUGGCGUUGAACAUUUCUUCAGUAAGAGACACAAAAUGGCUGACUCUGGAAGUGUGUCGACAGUUUCAGAGAGGAAACUGUUCUCGUAGUGAUGAGGAAUGCAAAUUUGCGCAUCCACCCAAGAGCUGCCAGGUUGACAAUGGGAGAGUUGUUGCCUGCUUUGACUCACUGAAGGGCCGAUGCUCAAGAGAAAACUGCAAGUACCUUCAUCCACCUUCACACUUAAAAACCCAGUUAGAGAUAAACGGGCGCAACAACCUCAUCCAGCAGAAGACAGCCGCAGCCGUGCUUGCCCAACAGAUGCAGCUCAUGAUCCCAGCACCCAGCCUGCAGUCUGUGACAACAUUUCCUGUUACGCAGGGACUGAGCACAAAUACUGGUCUUGGUUAUGGUUCAUACAUGACGCCCUUGAGCCAUGGAAUGAGCCUCAUCCCAACAGACAACCUCUCCAGCACCCAGGUUCUUGUGACUGGGAGCCCACCUGUCACAGUCCAGAGCUCCUCCUCCUCUUCCUCCUCUUCUUCUUCUUCUUCUCCCUCACAGAAGCUGCAGCGUACAGACAAACUAGAGGUGUGCCGCGAGUUUCAGCGGGGAAACUGUGCAAGAGGGGAGACAGAUUGCCGCUUCGCUCACCCCAGUGACAGUCCAAUGAUUGACACCACAGAUAACACUGUCACUGUUUGCAUGGACUACAUCAAGAGCCGCUGCUCCCGAGAGAAGUGCAAGUAUUUUCACCCGCCUGCACACUUGCAGGCCAAAAUCAAAUCCAGUCAGCAGCAAGUCAAUCACACAGCUGUGGCAGCCCAGGCCGCAGCUGCAGCCAUGACUCAGUCGACUGCCAAAGCAAUGAAGCGAUCCCUCGAGGCAACUGUAGACCUGGCCUUUCCCUACAGUGUACCCCUACCAAAGAGACCAGCUUUUGAGAAGAGCAGCUUGGCCAGCUCUCUCCUCAGCCCCAGUUUUUUGCACUACCAACAGGCUCUGGCCAACACACAGCUGCAGCAGCCCACCGCUGCAUUUUAUCCGACAGGUUCUGUCUUCUGCAUGACCCCUGCUAACAGCGUUGAUCAUCCUCAAGUAACCACCAGACACAGAAGUCAGUGCCGUGUUGCUGCUGUUAAAGACGCCCAACAACUGCUCUGUAAAUAUUCUGUGAACACCGCACACAACCUACAACAGGCUGCAUGCUGAUGACAUCUCUGAUGAAGAGGUUGUUGACAUUACUUUGAUCUCUCCUAAUAAAUUACAUAGCUCAAUUACUAGGAUUAUUCUGUUAGAUAAGAGUCACAGAAGGUUACUGUAUGCACGCGUCUCUGCACCUGCAUUAACAUGCAUCCUUAGUAAUGUGCAUAAUAUCUUGGUUUCUAUUUCCUUAACCAGUUCUGACAAGGUGAGAGGUGCGUUUAGCCUCUUAAUCAGCUGAAAUGCAGUUCACAUGUAGGAUCCUCAUAAAUAGAGAUUAACUUUUCUGAAUAAAUCCAACCAGAAAACACAUGGAAAUUAAACAUAAACAGGCAGUUCAGAUACAGUAACCUUAUGAUAUUAGCUAACAAAUAGAACUGUUGUUCACUGACGGUUUUAAAUGUUGUACAUAUUACAAGAGGAAGACAUAAGGCUGACAGAUCUAAUCUGAGAUGUUAAUACCAGGUAUAAAGAGGUUCUAUAAUGGAGAUUGUUAAAACUGUAUCCUCAAGAUAUCAAGCAACAACUUACAUUUACUUUCUUGAAUGUGUUAUGUAAACUAUAAGGUUUUUCACAUGAAUGAUUGUUUAUCUAUUGCUAGCUUUAAUUAUUUCAAACAACCUAGUAAUACACACUUAUUUUAACUUUCCACGUUGUAAGAAAUUACACAAGCUUUCUUUAAAAUGCUCUGAGGGUAGUCCAUCUUUAUUGUUUACCUUGUGGUCCCCAGAGAACAGGAUCAGUGCUCCACCUCCUGGUGUGCCUUUGCAUUGCAUAUAGAGUAUGUUUGCUCAGAGGAAAUACUGUAUAAUCCAUUUGCUGCAGAUACUUUGAACUCAAACAUUUAGAUCUCCCCCUCUUUAUUACAUAAAAAAACAUCUGUUUGGAUUAUUGGUCACAGUGAUGGUUGAUUUGUUGAUGUAUCUGUAAGUGGUUCUCACUUCUGGAGUCGGUUUCACAAAGAUAGACUUAGGAUAAAGCAGUCGGUCAUGUUUUAUAUGUCUAAAUUCAGCUUUUGCACAAAGUUUUCUAGUUCUUCUUGCCUGAUAUCGGACAGAGUUGCCAACUUGUUACACUCUGUUACCAGUCAGAUCAAACUCAAAGGAGUGUGUGGAUUCAAAGGUCCUGACUGAGGCAAUAGUUCUUUAGUAUCUUAAGUAGGACUAAUGGCUGAACAAGUAACCACAUCAGUCCAUGUCAAAAUACGUGAGGGAGUUAUGAACAACUAAUCCAUGCAGCAGCGUCGGGUUACUUUUCUAGUUUUGAAAGUACCUCUCAUGUCACAGAAACCACUGAGAGAAACUUGUGUUAUUAUCAUACUGUCCGUGAUGUGUCUGUGUUUUUGUUCUGUUGCUCUGCACAGAUCUGACACUUGUCUGCCCGCCCACCUGCUCUCAUUCCUCGGCUCUCUGAAGCUCAGUGCGCCUCAGUUUCCUGGUAAAGGCGGUGGGGCAGCAUGGAGGUUAUCAGGGCUGCUGGUAGACAAUAUCCUUGUAUUUUAAGGUUCAUAAAAUACACCCAAAUUUGCGAAUAUGUAGAAUAUUACUACAGACAUCCCUGUUAUCUUACAUCGCAAUGCCUGCUGUGACAGCAGAUGCUGUAUUCACUCAUGUCAGUGAUGAUGGUGUUUUACCGUCCAGGGGACGCGCCUUGGUUUUUUUUUUCCCCUGAUAAUGCUACAUUGUGAUAAAGUGAUUGUGCCACUGAUUGAUGCUGUAUUGACUCAUGUCUUUUAACUUUGACCAGCAGCCGCCAUUUUCCCCUCAUACGUGUCAUAUAUGUCGCACAGUUUUGUUGUUGUUUUCUGUUUUGUUCAUAGUCUGAAUAAGUGAGAAGAAAACAUAAAAAUCUUCUCAAUGAAAGAGGAUAACCAUAUUUCUCAAAUUGAUGAACUAUUAAAGUUAUACAGUAACUUCUUAAAAUGUUAUGGAUUAUCCGUAGAAAUUCUAUUUCUAUUUUUGGUUCCAUACCACUGGUCAGCAGGUGUCACUGAUUGUUACCAUGGGAACACUGGUUAGAAGAGGCACACUCAAAUCUGAAACCGUAGAGCACCCUUUUCUUACGGUUUUCAGGUUUAAUGUCAUGUUUGGCCGAAACAGUGUGAAACAGCCUUCGAGGUAUGUUUUCUCUCAUUCGGUGAGUGUGUCGGAGGUGUUACCCAAUCAGCAGCAAUGUGUAUUAAAGUAAAAUAGAUCUUUACUUAUUGACCGUACUUUUUUUUGGGUUUAUAUUUCACACUUGCUUUGGGAUUAUAAACAUAUGUUUCCCAUGCCAAUUAAGCCUCUUUGAAUUCAACUGAAUGAAACCCCGCCACACUAAAAGGCAGUGUGCCUUUCUAACACAACAGGGUGUUCAACACUCCACCAUUUACGUUUAAACAAACGUUUUGCUACAUUUUGUCAGGGCUGAACGCACCCUGGGUGUCACUGAUUGUUACCGUUGGACUAUCUUAGUUCUGAGUUAGCCUUAUGGCUAGAUUUUUGGGUUCAAAGUAAGCCAGUCUUUAUUUUUGUAAGACCGUCUAAUUUGCAUUAUAGGCUGGCGUAACAUUACAGACCCAUCUAAAAUAUCUUUGUGAAACCAUCUCCUGGUUUUUAAGCAGAACCUCCACAGCCAUCUGAGUCAACUCAGUAAUUACUACCGCUCAUAUUCAAAGUAAAGUCCCUGUAUUAACCCUAUAAGAGAUGAGUAGUGUGUGAGCUGUUAGUCUUAAUGUGACAGUCAGUCGUCAGUACUGUAUUUGAAUGUUACAAGUGCCUGAAGAAUUGUGCAGAUGAGGAUGUUUGUGCAUAUUUAAAAGGCUUUGUGUGGAGAAAUUACUCUAAAGUCACAUUUAGGAGGAGAUGUUUUGCAAUACUACGUCAGUGCUUUAGUGUUUAGUCUUUCAAUUAAGUUUCACUGAUGCUCAAAUUUGUAUGUGUGUACUACAACAUGUAUAAGAGCUGAUACCCAGCUUCAUUUGUUUCACUUUUAAGAUAUGACCCCAUUAGUUUCAUGCUCAGUAAAAUACUUUAUGUUAGUAAAGUAGAAUUUAAGGAGGUAGAAGUUUGGUGGAGUUGAGUUGUGUAGGGUUGAAACCAUAUUAUGCAAUAACCCGUCAUUGUUUGAAACUGACAGAGUGGGUAUUGUGUUUAGUUAAGAGAAGAACACAAGCAGAUGUUAAAAAGAUUUCACUCAUAUAUUAACGUUCAUCUUUUAUGUAAGUUUUAGUUCCCUCUGUGCAAAUAUCAACCUUUCCUUUAAUGUUUCUGACGUCUUUUCAAGUGACUGAUGUUUUGUUUUUGUUUUUUUAAUGAAAACGUGUGUACACUUUUGUGUGAUUAAUUCAGACAAUCCACCAAGAGAUUUGUUCACAUUUUUUUGUUCUCAUUCGUUGUGAAAAGUCUUACACAUUUAUUGUUUGGAAUAUAAGGAGUAUACUUGCAUAUUUUACUAGUCUAACAUUAGAAAGGAACACUUUUAAAAUGUAUUUUCUUCUAUUUUAUGAUGAAUGUAAUUUAUUAAACUGACUUUAGCUUCUGCUGGGGGUUCCCUCAAAGGGCCUCGAUCUGUUAUAUUAGCCUACGAUAAGCCGUCUUGUGUCCAGGGAGUGAAUGUUGGGAGCAACGAGAAGCUUGAAACAUUUCAGCCCCUGUCACUGCCUUGUCACCUGUGAGGGACAACGAACCUUUGUAUGAGCAAGGCCAUAGAACUGCUUUUUAUGUACAAAAGUGCAUUGUACAGGCCACAUUUUAUGGAGCGUAACUUUCAUAAUAGCGUAACAAUAGUUUGUCAUUUAAUUGUGUUGACGUGUUGCCGAGGCAAUCUGAAGUUGCAGUGGUUAAAAACUGUAUUUUUGUAGGUGAUGGAUUUGUUUUUCCUCCUCACAAUAACACAUUAGAUUGUACUGUCAGAUAAUAUGCCAUGGUGACACACUGUAAGUGAUCCAGUGCAUACAAAUAUACUCUGAAAUGUUUUGUGUUUUAUAUUGUUUCCACUGCAUGUUAACAUCUUGCAGCAAACAUAUAAUCCACCCUCAGAGCGUCUGCAGUCAGUUGAUGGUUCAGUGGCUGUUUGAACCUUAAUCUCAUCAUAUGAUUGUUUCAAAAGUUUACGUGGUUAUUAGAGAUAUGACAAAAUUUCCCUUAUUUAUUUUACCUGCAAAUUAAAGGCAUAUAACCGAAUGUUUAUUUCACCUUUAAUCAAAAAGCUUGAAUGUCAUGGAUACACCCGCACAUGGAGGUUGUUUGAGAUUUUCAUCCCCACAUCGAAAAGAUGUGGACAGUAAGAAUGUUUGGUCUGAGCAACUAAAGCACUUUCACCGCCGUCAAACCGAGAGGACAUGCUUUUUGUGAACUUUGCCUUAUCUUUAAUCUAUUCCUCAGUUUGUAUUUGUUCAGUAAUUAUAAAUUUCAUAUUGUCUAAUAAAUAAAAAAAAUUUCAUUUAACUUUUCUGUGACGUUAUUGCUACUCGAGUUUUGAAUUUGAGGCCAAAAUUACUUUGUAAAACAAACCCAAACUAUCCUGAUAGGACAAAAGGUUAAAUUGCUAAAUUAUAUUACACUUUGAAAUAUGCUGGUGCCAUUUGGUUCCAUCCUGGCCUGAAUAUAAACUGUCCCUCACUUUUUUGUUUUAACUUACUUGUGGAAAUUAUUUUUAUUUGUGUAUAAUUAAACGUGGAUAGUUUUGUUCCUGUAAAUUCAAAAUUGUGUAAAAUCUAAUAUUGCAAAUAAAUGUCGAGUAAAUGCAA
Molecule: messenger RNA, 6599 nt
Organism: Epinephelus lanceolatus (giant grouper)
Lineage: Eukaryota; Metazoa; Chordata; Actinopteri; Perciformes; Serranidae
Source: RefSeq, a predicted model, not a curated record